GCUGCAGGUGCGCCCGGGAGGGCGGAGCGGGCGGACUGGCGGCGACCUGAGCUCCCGAAGCUGUCUGUCAUCGUGCAGGGGCCGCUAGGCUUCCUCCACGGGAGCCCUGUUUUCUAACUUGAGGGCAACAGGUGGUGCCUGUGGACCGCGAGAUAGCCGGGCUUCGCCGCUGGGAGAGCGACAGUUAAGCUGGCCAAUUAGGGCGCCGGGGCGGGAGUUGUGUGGACAUUCUGGUUGGACUGACCAAUGGGAUUUGGGAUCAUGGGUGGGCUGCGAGGAGUGGGCGUGGUCGGAGUCUCAGUCCAAGGUUUCUAGUGCAGCGAUUGCCAGAGCUGUGUGGAGAGCUAAGCCGAGCGGGCAUGGGGUGCUUUCCACCCGUGUAGUAACGCCUUCCUGCCAGCCAAUGCUUACUCGUUUGGACACAGACUCCAAUUCAGGAGCAGUCUUGUAGCUGAAUCACCUAGGAAGAGAAAUUCAAAAGCCUUACGAAGAAAUCGUUUCAACUUGGGAUACUUAUUUGCUACUGGAAAUGGGGAAUGGACUGUCAGACCAGAAUUCUAUCCUGUCCAGCUUGCCUUCAUUUCAGUCCUUCCACAUUGUUAUUCUGGGUUUGGACUGUGCUGGAAAGACAACUGUAUUAUACAGGCUGCAGUUCAAUGAAUUUGUAAAUACCGUACCUACCAAAGGAUUUAACACAGAGAAAAUUAAGGUAACCUUGGGAAAUUCUAAAACAGUCACUUUUCACUUUUGGGAUGUAGGUGGUCAGGAGAAAUUAAGGCCCCUGUGGAAAUCAUAUACCAGAUGCACAGAUGGCAUUGUGUUUGUUGUGGACUCUGUUGAUGUUGAAAGGAUGGAAGAAGCCAAAACUGAACUUCACAAAAUAACUAGGAUAUCAGAGAAUCAAGGAGUCCCUGUACUUAUAGUUGCUAACAAACAAGACCUAAGGAACUCAUUGUCUCUCUCGGAAAUUGAGAAAUUGUUAGCAAUGGGUGAACUGAGCUCAUCAACUCCUUGGCAUUUGCAGCCUACCUGUGCAAUCAUAGGAGAUGGACUAAAGGAAGGACUUGAGAAGUUACAUGAUAUGAUAAUUAAAAGAAGAAAAAUGUUGCGGCAACAGAAAAAGAAAAGAUGAAUAGUAAUACCUUUUAUAUCUGUGUGGAGUAGGUUUUCUUUGGUCUGAUUUUGACAAAUGGAAGAGUGUCUACAGCCUGGAUUGCCUGCCUGCCCUCCUGGAUGCUAUCGCAUUUUUGUUUUGUUGAACAAUCAGAUGCCCAACUCUGUUGCCUUGUGGAAGACGAGUAAACGCAGUGCUCCUUAAAGUGGUCUCUUCUGCACUCCCUGCACCUCCCCCGGCCCGCCCCCCCCCCCCCCCGCCAUCUUUUGGUACUACCAUUUUUUGAAAGCCAAGCAAGGAUAGUAAAUUGACCAGGAAAACAGUUGUGGAAAUUUGACCUGAAGUUAGUGAAAUAAAACUUUGAAGAGUGUCUACCUAGUGUUGUGCUUACAUCUUUUUGGGGGAAUCUUUUGCAGGGACUUUGCAUAGAAGGCUUUUUAAGUUAAGAUGAAAUGCUAAUGAAUGGAAAUGUUAAGAUAGAUUAAUAUAAACAGUUAUGUGGGUCAUGUUUGUCCAUUUGGCCCUUUUUUUUUUUUGAUGUAAGAACAAAGUGUUUGCUUUUUUAGAUUUUGACCGAAUUAUUUUUAUCAGUUUCUGAAAUCAAACAAUUCAAUGCUAUGUCUGAAUUCUAGACAAUAUUUAAGUUGGUCUAAACUUAAAAUAAUCAAAUGAAGGCAUUUGGGGGCAUAUUCAAGUGCAUGGAUUAGUUUUCCUGACAAAGCAUGUUUUGGUGUGUAGUCUUACUUUUUAGAAAUAACUAUGCAUCUUUUACAUGGUCAGAUUUAGAACACCUUUUUUGGGGUUUAGGUUUAUUGUAGAAAUAGUUUGCUGUCAGAAGCACUUUCACUUGAAUAACCUAAAAUUACUUACUUGACUCUUUUAUAUAGUAAAUUUGGGCAUGUAGAUGCGUAUGCUUGGAUACGUUUUUGGAUUUAUAAAGAAAGUAAUUGAUGAAUUAAGUCAAAAGGAUGUAAUUGUGAUAAAUGGUCUCUAAAAUAUUAAAAAAUAUUCUAUUAAUAUUUGCUAGCUGAACACAGAUGUGGUUUUUCACAUCAUAUUUUUGUAGUGUUUUGGGAGGAGCAAAAGCUUUAUAAACACCACCUGAUGCACUGUGGAGUGAAAAUGUAAAAAAUGUCAUAUGUGCGCUAAGCUUUAGUUUUUUGUUUACAAGCUGAACAGUGUUAUAUGGGCAGUCCGCUCCUGAUUAUAAGGAAGGAAGAAGUGGUUCAAUACUGCAGAUAAGAACUUCAAUUAUAGAAAAUGAAGGGGAAAAUAACAAAGCUCUGUUCUAUGAAAAUUCGCUGGUGCUGUUUACAUUGGAAUAAAUUAUUACAAGGAAACACCUUUACCAAAUGUUUUGUCAAUAGGCAAAGACUUCCAUUGUAUUCCAUAUGUUACUUCCAAUGUAAUUCCACGUAUUAAUAAAUUUUUCUAUUUCUAUGUGUAAAGCCAACAGCUGUUUGUUCCGAAGAUAACCAAAAGAAAUGCACUUUGCUAGGUUUGGUUUUGGUUUCUAGUUUUGGUUUAUUUCAUUUUUCUUUAGUGGCACAGCUGAGUUUUUGGAACCUUGAUUCUUGUUACACACAAAAUGAAGUAGCUUCCUGUGGAGCUUUCAUAUGUUAAAUGUACCUGCACUAGUGACAGUCACUUAGAAUGUUUAUAUUUCUAGGAAUGUGGAUAACCUAACUACCAAUAAACUCUACUUGAGGCACUAGGAGAACAGUGUUUGAGUUUUCAUGUACUUCCAUUUUUGCUUAAGCUUUUAAUUAAAUAUGUGAAAACAACUUUGACAGCUGGGUUAUAUAAGUUCUAUAGUAGUUGGGUUCAUCUGCUCCUGUGUGACAGAGGCACUGAAAGCUAUCUUCUGGGAGGACUUUUUUUUUUUUUUUUUUUUAACCCUUCGUUAAUACUGAAAUCGUGGUAUAUACUCUAAACAUGACCAGCUAAACUCAUGAAAGGUUAAUAAAGCUUGCUUGAAAAAAAAAAAAACAAAAAACUUUGAGUCAAUUUAAAUUUUCAGCCUGCCUGGACUUUCCAUAUACUUCCUGUAUAAAAUAGUGUUGUUUUAACUAUCUCUUGGUAAUUUAAGGGUAUUGACCAUUAUUUUCUAGGCUAAGAAUUUGAUAAGCAAAUCCAUGCUAAAUUUUUCAUAUUUAGUGAAUGAAAAUGGCAUGAACAAUAUAUUUGUUUUUAUUUCUAAGAUACAUUUUCAACUUUAUUGUUGAAAAGUCUUUAAGAUUUUUCAGUUUGCCAAAUUCAAGUUCCUUACCAUCUAUUGUAGCUAUUCAUCCCAGAAGAUAGUAAGAUUGGGGGGGGGGUCUCAAGGUAAGUCCUGAAGAGUUUAGACAGUGCUUUUGUACUAGUUUUCUGUUGUUUAAAAUGUACCUUUUUUUCCUAAAGUAUAUUUUUGAAAUUUUUUUUAUAUUUGAUGUUCCUUGGUUUAAUACUAAACAUUAAUUCAAAUUUACUAUCAAAGAACAAAAUUUAAAAAAAUACUUGGUAUUUUAAAAGGUUUAAUGAAAAGUUAAAUGUCCAGAGUUGUUCUAAAACAAAUUAUAACAUUUAGGGGAAAAAAAAAGUUGUAUACUUUUAAGUUUCCAGCAUAGGUUCACUAAGAAUUAAACAUGUAAAAAUGAACCUAAAUCCUAAUUGAAAGCCACAAAGUGAUUAGUAUAAAUGUAUAUACAGAGAUAAUUAAUAUUAAUGAAUGAUGGUUUAUGAAUAUAGGGAAAGGCAUAGACUUAGAAUAUUUUUGUUUUUACAAGGUAUUUGACACUAGAAGGGUGUUUUCAUUAAAUUAUUCAUGUUGACUUCAAAAGAGGUCUUUGGUAGUAGAGUGUUUCAAGGUUCUUUUCAAUAUAACAUUGUCAACACUAACAAUUUUCGUCAGUGAUAAUAACAAAAAUACAAUAUGUUCCUUAAAACUUUAGAUGAUGGAAAACUCAGCAUUUAGGUAAUAAAACUUAAAGUCUCAAGUAUACCAUCGUUUGAGAUUGUAAUUUUAAGUCCAACCCAAUUAAAUUUAGCAGAACAAUAAAUGUUUCAAAGAAUCAGCUAAGAGAAGAUUGAGGGCAACCAGAUUUAGUUGCAAAUUAUGUGGAAAUGUCUGGAGUGAGUAAAUUAAAGCUUAAUGUGGAACAGUAGUAUGCCAAGCUAAUAAUCGUAAAGUUAAUGUAAAAAUGUUUGAAAAUCAGAGAUAAUGGUUUCAAUAAACCACUGUUAGAAUAUAUA
Molecule: messenger RNA, 4345 nt
Organism: Loxodonta africana (African savanna elephant)
Lineage: Eukaryota; Metazoa; Chordata; Mammalia; Proboscidea; Elephantidae
Gene: ARL4A
Product: ADP ribosylation factor like GTPase 4A
Exons: 2
Coding region: 530-1132 (200 amino acids)
Biological process (GO): vesicle-mediated transport; intracellular protein transport
Cellular component (GO): plasma membrane; cytoplasm
Molecular function (GO): GTPase activity; GTP binding
Source: RefSeq, a predicted model, not a curated record